This is a messenger RNA of Colias croceus (clouded yellow), 1536 nucleotides long. RefSeq names its product speckle-type POZ protein-like. The transcript is spliced from 2 exons. The record is from RefSeq and is a predicted model, not a curated record. Gene Ontology annotation, molecular function: ubiquitin protein ligase binding. Lineage: Eukaryota; Metazoa; Arthropoda; Insecta; Lepidoptera; Pieridae. Gene Ontology annotation, cellular component: cytoplasm. Bases 311 to 1201 code for a protein of 296 amino acids. Gene Ontology annotation, biological process: regulation of proteolysis; proteasome-mediated ubiquitin-dependent protein catabolic process.
UCGAAGUACUGAGUGCCGUGUCUUCAUUACCUACUUGCUCUGUGGUACUAAGUGCCGUCUUUCUCAUAUAUAAAAAAGUACUCUGUGGUGCCAUCUCUUCCUAUAUUACUUGCUAUGUGAUCUUAUCGCUAUAAAAUCGCCGAUAUCCAACUCGACGGUCCAUAUUCUAAAUUUUAUCCCAAUAUUGCUUUCUGCGUAAAGUGAUAAGUGAUUAUAACUUACUCUGUGCGUCCGGCAUAAUCACAGCCGUACAGCCGUCGAUUCGGCAUAAAUAUUCGUUGCUCUUCAUCGAACAUAAUAGGUAUUUAACAUGGAAUGUAAAAACUUAGUACAACGAGGUAAUACCCUUCAAGUUGAAAUAGUUGUCAAUUAUAGUCCUACAUAUUAUGAUACUUUCGAAAGUCCUAACUACAUUAUCAGUGGCCUUGGUGUGUUCCAAUUAAAAUUAGUAUUUAUAUUUAGUAAAAACUUAAAUACUGCAGGUUUCGGGAAUCCAGCAUAUGAAUACAGAAAUUUGAUUUUCAUAAAAUUCGUAAAACGGCGAGAAGAGGUUAAUUUUAAAUACAAUAUCGAAUUCACCAGCCGUGCAUUGAAAAUUAUUAACAAAAAUUUUACAAGUGACGAUAGAAAUUGGCGUUUAAUUUAUGAUGACAAGAGAGUUAGUUCAUAUACCAUUGAUGUUUCAAUUGUAAUGAACAUUCUACCGCCUGCUAGUGCCUUUGCAUCUCUGCAUAAGGACAGGGAUUUCAUUGAUUUUGAGUUAAGAGGUGAAGAUGGAUCAGUACACAUGCAUAAAGCUGUACUUGCCGCUUCCAGUCCAGUUUUACAUAGGAUGUUAGGUGGCACUUGGAAGGAGAGCACUGAAGGCCUUGUAGAUGUGCCCGGCACGACCAAAACCACACUGGAAGCUUUUAAAGACUAUUUAUAUUUGCAUUCUUUACCUGACACUGGUUUGGAACAUUUGCUCCUUCUUGCUUCUUAUUAUAUGAUGCCAGAUUUAGAAGAAUUAUGUGUGCAUAAGCUGGUGGACUGUCUAAGAGCUGAAAAUGCAUGUGAUUUGCUAGAGUUUGCUGCAAAACAUAAGAUGACAAGACUUUUAAUUGCAAUACUGGAGUCUGUUCAGAAUGGGGAGGUCAGUGUUGAAGAUAUGAGGGAACAUUUUAUGAAUGAGGUUAAAAAUAAAAUAGAGAAUAUGCACUAACAAAAACAAGAUGGAGUAACUUUCUAUAGUAAUUUUCUGAUUUUCAAAAAUUCGUAACUCAAAAACUAAAAGUUUCCUUGGUGUGAAAUUUCAGAUUUGGGUUCCAUAGGACAAUAGCUAACCGCAAAAAAAUUGACGACUCUCAACUCCACGCCCUAUAAUGUACAGUUUAGCCUAAUAUAUUUUCAUGUAAGAAUAAAUACAUAAGUAAAUAACUCAUUUUUGUACCAUGGACCUAAACUUAAAACGUCUUAUGUAUUUAAUGUAUGGGUAAAGUGGAAAGAAAAGUGUGAGCAUUUUUUUUUUUAUUGUAUCAAAAUGAUAAAACACAAUAA